This is a messenger RNA of Lobosporangium transversale, 720 nucleotides long. RefSeq names its product glycosyl hydrolases family 16-domain-containing protein. Gene Ontology annotation, molecular function: hydrolase activity, hydrolyzing O-glycosyl compounds. Bases 1 to 720 code for a protein of 239 amino acids. Gene Ontology annotation, biological process: carbohydrate metabolic process. Lineage: Eukaryota; Fungi; Mortierellomycota; Mortierellomycetes; Mortierellales; Mortierellaceae. The record is from RefSeq and is a predicted model, not a curated record. The transcript is spliced from 3 exons.
AUGAAGAUUUUUGGCAUUCUCGUUACAGCAGUUCUGACUGCGACUGCAGUCAAUGCUCGAUCAGGCCUUAGCAAUAUUCAUGAACCACUAAACACUCAUGAAAACUUUAUUGUCGCUCAUGGAUGGGGACCCGAACGUUGGGGCUGCUCAUUCACCCGAACACAAGUGCACGAGUCCGGAUCAGGGACCAUGAUCACAAUAGGCAAGGACUCUGAAAAGAAACCCUAUUCCUGUGGAGAGCUUAUCCACCGUCAAGACAGGCUCGGUUACGGAACCUACUCGAUCGAAAUGAUUGCCUCCAACAUUGUAGGCCAAGUCACUUCCUUCUUCUUAAUCGCCAACGAAGACACAGAGAUCGAUAUUGAGCUCACAGGAUUGAACAACCAUAUUGGGUGGAUGAACGUUUGGCAUGAUCAUAUUCAGAAUCCGGUCUCGAUCAAUCUCCCCUUUGAUACUUCCGAGGAUUGGCAUUCAUAUUCGUUUGAUUGGCAUCAAGAUCAUAUUGUUUGGUCUGUGGAUGGACAGGUGGUCUUGAAUCGAUCCGAUAUUGCGACCACACCUCCAGAUCAGGCCAACUACAAGCUAGUCAUCAACUCUUGGGCCCAAGUCCAACCAGAGAUUAAUAUUGAUUGGGCUGGGAAAUUUAAAUAUCCCAAAGAUGGUCGCGUUCCCAAGGCUCGAUACAGGAAUAUGAGCAUUGAACCUAUAAUUCAACUGUAA